UUCGGUGUGAACACAACCGAGGGGACUUCUGUGGAAAAUGACCGCAGGGUGGCUCAAAUCUGGGGCUGAAAUCAGACUCGAAUCGCCACGAAAUACGUUUUAUUUUUCCAUAAAAACUUGAUUCGCGGUGUGCACUAAGCUUCGGCGGGAAUCUGGUGAUACUGGAUUAUUAAAAAGCUUUUCACGGGGGUUGUAGUCGCACCGGAACCGUGCCAGGGACACGCCGAUAACCGUUAGUUUUGUGUAUGUUUGUUCGUUUUCGCAGUCAAAAUGCCGCGGGACAACAAAACUCCGCUUAUCCAGAAAAUAGCGAAGCAGGCCUACGUCACCUUUCAAGAACCCAAGUCUUCGGCCAACGUCGCAGAUAAACAGAGUGAGCUCAUCUCCUUGGUGACCGCGGUCAGAGCGGCCGACCUGAAAAUUGCUCCCCGGAAAAGCAAAGGGAGCGCCGGGGCAGCGGGGCUCCAGAAUCCGCCGGUCACGUACAUGCACAUCUGCGAGACUGAGGUGUUCAGCAUGGGGGUGUUUCUGCUGAGGAGUGGCGCCUCCAUCCCGCUUCACGACCACCCGGACAUGAACGGCAUGAUCAAGGUCCUCUAUGGGAAGGUGAACGUCCACUGCUUUGAUAAACUGGAAAAUCAUUUGACUGUCAACUCCGUCCCACCUCAUUUCGAUCCUCCGCUGGACCCUCUCCAGAUGGCCUCCGUGUGGCGCUCCAUACGCCGGUCGGUGGAGGAGUACACGGAGAACAGCGGGCCGUGCCUCCUCACCCCUCUUAAAGACAAUCUGCAUCGCGUCGACGCAGUGGGGGGGCCCGCCGCUUUCCUGGAUAUCUUGGCGCCGCCAUACAAUCAGGACGACGGGCGGGACUGCCACUAUUACCAAAUCCUGCAAACUGUAGCAGAGAGGGAAACGGAUGGAAAGAGCGGGGAGGAGCAGGGAGAGGAGAAGGAGAAAGAAGAUGAGGCAUGGCUGCUAGAGGUCCCUCAGCCUGAGGAUUUCUGGUGCGGUGGGGAGCCAUAUCCAGGCCCUGCAGUCUCAGUCUGAAUCAUCACUGCGGCCUUGGCUAUGUCAUCAUGCUGUCAUCCAUCCACAACAGUAAUCUGGGUUUACCGUCCUCACACACGGAGGUCAAACAGAAGGGUCACUUUUUCCGUUGAGUGGCUUGCUCAAGGAUGCUACAGCGGGAGAGAAGCUCACAGAAACUGGAGCUGUGGACUGCUGCCUGAACGUGGAGCAGUCAGUCUGCCUCCACAGACCUCAAAUACCCUCGUCAAGCACUUCUCAAACGGCAGAAAUCCCCUUCUCCUUCUAUUGAAACAUUUGUCUUGGGACCAUUAUGGCGGCGAAUACACAUGAAUGUCAUCGACCUGACGUCCUGUUGCUAGUGCGGUGUCUGUCGUGUGCCGUCGCACAUUAUUUUUGGACUGUCCUGCAAGAGGACGUUCAUUCCACAUUGUGUCUUAAAUGCCAAAGCUUGUAACUCCAGUCAUACCUGCCUUGCCUUAUUUAUGAAUAUUGAAUGUAUAUGUCUAAAUAGCACCAUUUUUACCUUUAUUGUACACGUUGCUUUCCUUCUUCUUAUGUGCACACGCUACAGCAUUUACACACACACACACACACAUAUGUAUGUAUGUAUGUAUAUUUAUAUAUAUAUAUAUAUACUCUAUUUUCUAUGUAUUUAUCUCAUUCCAGUUGAUGGUUCCUGCACGGGUCUGGACAGUGAAGGGAAAAAGCCGAUGUUAAGACCAGUCUUUUUAUUGUCAUUUUAAAUAUAAUGUUACUGAAUCCACUGAUUAUUACACUGAAUUCUUUAAGUUCACUUUGAAAAUACAGUCUUGCCUCUUGCAAAAGGAAGCUGUGUUGGUAAAAAACAAACACUUUCCGCACCUUUCUCAUGCAGACUGAACACACGGCGUCUCUACUGCCUGUAUGUUACAUAUCUACAGCUUUUUUUAUAUUAGACUGAUACGACUCCAUGAAUCACAUGUUCCCAGUGAUUCACUUACUCUGAUGAUGAACGUGUGUGGAACAAUUAAGAAGAUGCAAGUACGCAUGGAGCGCUGUCUUAUACUGCUUGUGCUAUACUACUAAUACUGACAUGCAUUUAUAUAAAACAGUAAAGUGGCUCUAUGAAAUUAUAUAAACUAAAAUGCAGCAAAGGAUCUAAAAAAAACAGCAUAAACCGAUGAAUGUUGCGGUGCAAAACUGCUGCAUUUUAAGUUGCCAAUAGGUGAUUUUUCUCUGAUUCAACCACAGACGAAUGUACUCAUUCUGCAACAGUGUCUUGACCGUAUAUCUGUUAAUGUGUGUCGGAGAUUUGAUGAACAGUAUAAAAUAUGAUACUAGAGUGCAUUUGUUCCAACAUUUUUCAGAAGUAAAGAGACAUAUCAAUACACGUCGGCUUGAUUUUCAAUUCUUAAUCGUCGUGUAAUCAGAAUGAGAAUUGAGGCACAUUUUUGGGUCAAGAACUGUAACUUCUGUGUAGAAAGUGUGCCAUGCUGUCUCAUCUACCUGGAAAAUAAUUUUGGCCUUUUAUAACCACUGGUGUCACACACUUUUUAACAAUAAAAAAGCAUUUUAAACAUCA
Solea senegalensis (Senegalese sole) is the source of this 2590-nucleotide messenger RNA. RefSeq names its product 2-aminoethanethiol (cysteamine) dioxygenase a (gene adoa). The coding region runs from base 271 to 1047 and encodes 258 amino acids. Gene Ontology annotation, cellular component: mitochondrion. The record is from RefSeq and is a predicted model, not a curated record. Lineage: Eukaryota; Metazoa; Chordata; Actinopteri; Pleuronectiformes; Soleidae. Gene Ontology annotation, molecular function: oxidoreductase activity, acting on single donors with incorporation of molecular oxygen, incorporation of two atoms of oxygen. The transcript has 2 exons.